Molecule: messenger RNA, 1158 nt
Organism: Chaetomium fimeti
Lineage: Eukaryota; Fungi; Ascomycota; Sordariomycetes; Sordariales; Chaetomiaceae
Exons: 2
Coding region: 1-1158 (385 amino acids)
Source: RefSeq, a predicted model, not a curated record
AUGCCGUCACUCUUCGUGCCCGCCCGCUCCUCGCGGCACCGGAUAGCAUGCUUCGCUCUUUACCGUUCCCUCCUCCGCCAAGGCCUGCGCGUGCCCCUCCCCGAUGAGCUAUCGACCGCCUCACCCCUCGGCCCCGCCAACCCGAUCCAAACCCUCAUCCGCAACGCCUUCCACCGCAACAAGCGCGACACCUCCCCCCGCCUCGUCGUAUCCGCCCUCAAAAACGGCUACCGCUACCUGACCCUCCUCUCGCGCGCCGCCGACGCCACCAGCCCCGAGCACGCCUCGGCGCUCACCUUCCUGCGCGAGAACCAGGCGCGCGUGGUCGACGUCAAAGCCAAAGCGGCCGACGCCGCCGCCAAGCGCAUCUCGACCGCGCCCAUCGCCGACCGCACGCCGCUGCUGAAGCGCGUGUCGGCCGACGGCGAGCCCCCCGUCUACGAGCCCGCCGCCCCCCCGCGACCGCUCGAGGCCUUCAAGACGGGCGUGCGCAAGCCGCCCACCCUGGCCGCGGCCUCGGGCGUGCCCUUCCUGCGCUUCUGGAAACCCCAGCCGCGCUUCCUGGAGCGGGUCGUGCGCCAGAAGUCGCAGCGCCGCGCGAAGCGGAUUGCCAGGAUACUGGAGAUGCAGGGGGGCGAGGAGAUGGAUAGUGUGGUGGAGGAGGAUCAGUGGGAGAUGUUGGUGGCGAAGAUGUUGGCGGAGGAGAAGGGGGUUAAGAGCGGGGACGCCGGGCCGACGAGGGAGGCGACGUACAAGCAGACGCUGUGCGAUGCGGUGUCGUACUUGGCGGAUAUCGCUGAGAAGGAGAGGGUUGAUCUUAUGGCGAGGGGUGAGGCCAUGUGGAAGAUUGUGUUGACAGAGCAGGAGAUGGCUUUGCAGGAGGAAAAGGACAGGCUUGCGCGGGAGGGGAUGGAGGGAGAGGAGCCGCAACUCAGGGUGUGGAAGCGCCCGGUGCAUAAGAGAGUGCCUAGGGUGGACCCGACAGACAAAAAUGAGGGGGUGGAAAAGCUGAAGCUGAGCAUCAGGCGGGUGCGAGUGGGCAAAGCAAGUCCCGGGCCUGGUUCUAGUGAAGGGGCACGGAAACAAACAGGGCCAACUCGGCAGUCGACGGAGACUGGAGCAUCAACAGACACUGGACCGUCAACCGGAGUCGAUUAG